Pectinophora gossypiella (pink bollworm) is the source of this 3359-nucleotide messenger RNA. It is a transcript of the gene ClC-b, whose product is annotated as H(+)/Cl(-) exchange transporter 7. The coding region runs from base 222 to 2603 and encodes 793 amino acids. Gene Ontology annotation, biological process: chloride transport; transmembrane transport. The transcript is spliced from 15 exons. Gene Ontology annotation, molecular function: voltage-gated chloride channel activity. Gene Ontology annotation, cellular component: lysosomal membrane; intracellular membrane-bounded organelle. Lineage: Eukaryota; Metazoa; Arthropoda; Insecta; Lepidoptera; Gelechiidae. The record is from RefSeq and is a predicted model, not a curated record.
CGUAGAUAGAGCAUGGUGCAAUUUAUUUGUGAUUUCAUGUUUUCCAUUAUUUUCUUAAGGAAUACGUAGAGUUCACUAUUUCCUUACAAGACAUAUUGGAAUUAGUUUUGUACAAGCUUUAAUUAUGUAAAAGAAGUGUUUUAAUGUUGUCAUCGGAACUUCUUAUUUAUUAUGUUGAUGUUAUUGUUCUUUAGCUUUGUUUAGGUAUAUAAACUGGUAAAAUGAGUCUUUCUGAGGAAAGUGCGAGGAAUGUAUCGGGGGAGUCCUUCAGUGAAACCACAUCAGACACAGCUCAGUUAAUAGAUAAUGGAGAAGGUACUUCAAACUACACACAGCUUAACAAACCAGAGGACUCUGACAAUGACGAGCUACAUGGCAGUCAUGGAAUUAGACGGAGACAGCCUGUGCAAAAAAUUGAACCAGGUUCCAUGAAUAUACUCUCCGCUAAGUAUGAAAGCUUAGACUAUGACACAUGUGAAAAUCACCUUCUCUUAGAUGAGGAGAGGAAGAGAGGAUACCCAUUUGUAGUGAAGAAAGACAUAGCAAGAUGGUUUGUUAUGCUGGCCAUAGGAGUGAUCACAGCUCUUAUUGCAUUCAUCAUAGAUAUUAGUAUAGAACAAUUCUCUGAUAUUAAGUAUAAACAACUUAAGAAAUCUGUAGAUAAAUAUGUGUUGGAGGACCGCCUAUACAUUCCAUACCUACUGUGGGUGUUAUCAAAUAUUGCUAUAGUGUUCAUUGGAUCUGUCUUAGUUGCUUAUGUUGAGCCAGUUGCUGCUGGCAGCGGCAUUCCGCAAGUGAAAUGCUACCUGAACGGCGUGAAAGUGCCGCGAGUGGUGCGCAUCAAGACGCUCGCAGUGAAGGCCAUCGGCGUUAUCACCGCCGUUGUCGGAGGCCUGGCUGGCGGGAAGGAAGGACCAAUGAUACACAGUGGCGCUGUGGUAGCGGCCGGGAUAUCGCAGGGGAAGAGCACAACCUUUAACAAGGACUUGAAGAUAUUCCAGUACUUCCGCGAGGAUCAUGAGAAACGCGACUUUGUAUCAGCGGGCGCUGCAGCCGGUGUCUCGGCCGCUUUCGGUGCACCUAUUGGUGGAGUUUUGUUCUCACUAGAAGAAGGCACCAGCUUUUGGAACCAAGCGUUGACAUGGCGAACGUUCUUCGGAACCGUUGUAUCUACAUUCACCCUCAACUUUGCUCUGUCGACGUACCACGGACAUCCCGGAGAACUGAGCUUCCCUGGAUUGCUGAAUCUGGGUAAAAUGGAUCCGUUUCCGUUUCAAUUCUACGAGCUGCCAGUGUUCAUGUUUUUCGGGGCUGUCGGGGGAUUACUCGGCGCUCUCUGGAACUAUAUCAACUACAGAUUCGCCGUAUUUCGGAUAAGGUAUAUUAGAUCACCGUGGCUACGCGUGGUAGAAGCUUGCCUCGUGGCAGCAGCGAGCGCCACAUUAGGGUUCCUCAUGAUGUUCCUGUUGAACGACUGCCGGCCGCUGGGCGAAGACCCCACUAAAGUACCCUUACAGCUAUACUGCGCUGAUGGGGAGUACAACGCUUUAGCAGCAAUCUGGUUCCAAACACCCGAGGCGUCGGUACGAUCGUUCCUCCACGACCCGAUCGGAUCAUACAAGCCCAUGUCGAUCUUAGUAUUCGUACUCUGUUACUUCUUCCUAUCGUCGUGGACCUUCGGCCUGGCAGUGUCAAGUGGGCUGUUCAUCCCUAAUCUACUGACUGGAGCCGCUUGGGGGAGAUUGUUGGCGAUCGGCAUGCAAUAUAUCAUGCCUUCCAAUACAAUAAAUCCGGCAAAGUAUGCAUUAAUCGGUGCGGCGGCGCAACUAGGCGGCGUGGUCCGCAUGACCAUAUCUCUGACUGUGAUCAUCAUCGAGACCACGGGGCAGAUCUCCAACGCGCUGCCCAUCAUCAUCACCCUGGUUGUGGCGAAAUGGAUCGGCGACUUCUUUAAUGAGGGUAUCUACGACAUCCACAUCCAGCUAGCGGCGGUGCCCCUGCUGCCGUGGGAGCCGCCGCCGCUGACGCACAAUAUCUACGCGUCUGAGGUGAUGUCUCACCCGGUGUUCACGCUCCGCACCGUCGAGAACGUCGGCCAUAUCGUCGAGAUACUGAAAGUGACAACGUACAAUGGAUUCCCGGUCGUCGAUCCCCCUGCUUCGGAUGAUGCUGAAAUAACGACUUACAAGCGCCUGCGAGGCCUGAUUCUCCGUUCGCAGCUAAUAGUGUUGUUACAAAACAAGAUUUACAACGAGAAUGCCAAUACCACGUGGUCCAACUUCAACGUCGACAUGAACAUGUUCAGGAAAGAAUACCCGCGGUAUCCGUCCAUUGAUGAGUUGGAGAUACAAGACUGGGAGAAGACGUGCACGAUAGACCUACGUCCAUUCAUGAACCCGUCGCCGUACACGCUGCCGCACCGCGCCUCGCUGCCGCGUCUGUUCAGACUGUUCCGGGCACUCGGGUUGCGCCAUCUGCCCAUUGUCAACGACGUCAACGAGGUUAUCGGUAUGGUGACAAGAAAGGACAUCGCUAGGUAUCGAGUGUGGCGACACCGUGGGCAUAUGGGCAUGGAGGAACUACUACUUUCUAACGAGAUCUAAUCAUCUACAUCACUAUGCCAUAUACAGUGUGCGUCAAGCUAGCGGCCUCAAAAAAAAAAUGGGCACGAAAAAAUAAUUUGACCAUACCAAAAAAUAGUACUCUUAUUGAAAAAAAUAGUACCUGUUGUAAAAAAAUUAGUACCAUCACGGUUCUGGAUUUAUAGCCAUGUUUUAUUGCACUUGCUAGCUUGACGGUGAGCGAAAUUUGGCGAGAGUUAACGACAAGGUCUUUCGCUUUGAUUUAAACGCCAAAAAAUAGUACCGAAAUAGUACUCACCCCCUGCAAAAUACCGAAAUGAGUACUUCAACGGUUCCAAAGUUAUAAAGGCAGUUCUUUGAUCCCGCUGGCUUGACGUUUUGAAAAUACCUAUUAUCUGGGGAACGCUUGCACACUUCAGUAUGUAACUAAUAUCAAUAAACUCGUAUGAAAUAGUACUUCCUACCAUCAUAAUUUUGAUCCGAUUCUCUUUGUAGAAAUAUGUUAAAAAAUCAUCAUAACCUAUGCCAUACAUUUGUUGUUGAUACAGUCACGUAGACAAUUACAUAACCUCACAAUUUAUUCGUAAGUAUUGCCAUCGCCAGUAUUGCCAUUUUGGAGGUCUACCCUACCAUUUCUUUGCACUUCAGAGUGUUGCUAUUACAAAAAAUUGCUAUUGCAUAGACCCAUAUGCAAUAAUUUUAAUAGAAAAUGGCUGCAUAGGUCUAGUUCUUAUUGAAAAUAAUCUGUGAUUUUAAUACAUCAUGAUACAUUUUUAA